Molecule: messenger RNA, 1611 nt
Organism: Pungitius pungitius (ninespine stickleback)
Lineage: Eukaryota; Metazoa; Chordata; Actinopteri; Perciformes; Gasterosteidae
Product: zinc finger protein 846-like
Exons: 2
Coding region: 40-1284 (414 amino acids)
Biological process (GO): regulation of transcription by RNA polymerase II
Cellular component (GO): nucleus
Molecular function (GO): DNA-binding transcription factor activity, RNA polymerase II-specific
Source: RefSeq, a predicted model, not a curated record
GUCAGUGCAGGUAAUUAUUUCCUCGGUAACCAAGCAACAAUGUCUUCAGUGGAGAAUUUGAGAGAGUUUGUCAACGAGCGACUAUCUGCUGCUGCUGAGGAAAUAUUCGGAGUUUUUAAAAGAACCGUCGUCGAGUAUCAGGAAGAGAUCGACCGGCAGCGCAGACUGUUGGAUGUUUUUUGGAAACCCGAAGUAAGGUUACACAGGAUAGAGCUCCCACAGUCACGUGUCUGUAAGGAGGAGGAGGAGGAGGAGAAGGAGGAGAAGGAGGAGGUUCUCUCUGACCAGCAGCUCUGUCUCCAGGAGAGGAAGCCCAGUGUGGACCAAGAGGACCCAGAUCCUCCACAGAUUAAAGAGGAACAGGAGGAACUCUGCAGCAGUCCAGAGGGAGAGCAGCUUGCACCAAAGCAGGAGGCCUUUACGUUGACUCCUACUUGUGAGGAAAGGGGACACGGUGAUGAUCAACUUUUGGACUUGUGUACUGAUGAAACUGAGAGUGUGAUACAGGAAACAUCUUAUAGCAACAUUUCAGUUGAAAGCACCACUGUAGUUGAACUAAACAACGACCACCAUUUUCUCCCUCACAACUCUCAUAAAUCAGCAUUUGAGACUCUUACAAGAGUCCAUAGUGAUGAGAAACCUUUUUCGUGCAAAACAUGUGGAAAAGGAUUCAAAUAUAGUAGCAACUUAAAAGCCCACAUGAGAGUUCACACUGGGGAAAGGCCAUAUUCCUGCAUCACCUGUGGGAAAACAUUCAUUGAGGCAUCACAUUUGAAGACACAUUUAAGAGUUCAUACUGGGGAAAGGCCAUAUUCCUGCAUCACCUGUGGGAAAACAUUCACUAACAAAUCACAUUUAAGGUCACAUAUAAGAAUUCAUACUGGGGAGAAGCCAUUUUCCUGCAUCACCUGUGGGAAAACAUUCUCUAAGACAUCAACUUUGAAGACUCAUACACGAAUCCAUACUGGGGAGAAGCCAUAUUCCUGCAGCAUCUGUGGGAAAACAUUCACUGAUACAUCAAAUUUAAAUCGUCAUAUAAGAAUCCAUGUUCAGGAGAAGCCGUUUUCUUGCAUCACCUGCGGGAAAACAUUCUCUCGGACCUCACAUUUGAAGGAUCAUACAAGAAUCCAUACUGGGGAGAAGCCAUAUUCCUGCAUCACCUGCAGGAAAACAUUCACUGACAAAUCACAUUUGAAACGUCAUAUAAGAAUACACAGUGGGGAAAGAAGUUCUCCUGACUCAAUUGUCCACAUGAGAAGAAAUCACAAAGGUGAAACAUCAUAGAUGCAACUCUGGUGAGAAAAUAGUCUGAGCAAUUUUUCCGAUUAAAAAGACUACGUCAGACAAGGUAAAGAAAGGAACGAAAUCCCCUUUACGAUGUCGGAUUCGUGAAGAUGGACUAUCAUGUUUUCUUUACCUUAAUGAAGAUUGAUGUUGCUAAUUUUAUCCAAAAAUGCUCGCUUCUGUAAGGAUGUGCAAAUAAGACAGUGCUCUUCAUUAAAAGCCAUUAACCUGGUGUCCUUGCACUUAUUGAAUUGUUCCGCCGAGAGCGGUGUAGCCUCCCGUGACGUCACAAUAUACAUAUAUAUAUUUGGCCAACAAGUUCAUUAA